AUGUGGCCUACCGCCUACCGAGAAAGAGAUGGACUGGAUGCAACGGGUAAACGGCCCGCCGACCCUCGGGGACCGCAACCUAAUCCGAACGCCGCGACUGCGACGUCGAGCGGAGGGGCCUGGCGGGCGGCCGAGGCCUGGCGGGCACGCCCGGGCAGAGACCGACCACAGGCGGCCUUCCUCGGGGCUUGCGGCAGGGCGCCAGGCAGCGCGGUCGGGCAGCUGGCGGGACGMGAGCACCGGAAGCGGCGCCGCCCACUUGGGGCGCUGCGGACACGCGCGCAAGGCCGCCUCCGGACGCAAACAAAAAGGGGCGCGGGGAAGGGGACGGACGCGCACAGCAGCGCGAGCCAGGGCCGCCGCCCGCACGCCUGCCGGCCGCCGCCCCCGGUUCAGGACCCCGCGGCAGCGCGCAUCCCGCGUCCCCAGGUGCGUAUCCAGCCUCGCCGCCGCCGCGGAGCGCGCGCCCGCCUCAGUCCCGCUCCCGAAGGCGGGGGAGGUCAGCGCACGGCGGGCGCGAGCCCUCGGCCGCCCCGGCCCCCAGGCGCGCCCCGAACCCCAUCCCCGCAGGCAGGCCGGGAGUGGGGGUGGGGCGGGAGCCCUGCGGCGGGGACGCGGCCGCACGCACGCACGCACGCAGCGCGCGGCCCUCUCCCCUCUGAUUGGCUGGGCGAGGGCGGGGGUGGGGGUAGAGACUCGCCAGGCCGCGGUGCGCGCGAGGUCACGCUCCGCCUGGCGUACGAGRGGCGCCUGCGCUGCGUGCCGACGCGCCUGAUUGGCCGGAUGGGGAGGCGGGGCCGUCGUCGUUGCUCGGGCUCCGCCCCUGGCGUCAGUUGCUCCCAGGUGGUUUUGUCUGGGUCUGCUGCGCGCCGGGCGACCGGGGAGCUGGUUGACGGCCGCGAGCCUGGGCCGACCCGGGAAGGGAAAGGCUCAAGCCAGGAGCGGUUCCGGCUUCGAGUUUCAGGGGGACAGAAGCCUCCGGGGCUGUGUUGUCCGCUCCAAGCCCAUGCUCUCCUGACACCCUGCCCGGAUGAGGAGUGGGAGACCCCGCUGGGUCAGUGUGGCAGCAGGGCUGGCUCUGGGGCCGCCGUGGACGCAGGCUCACAUCAGCGACAACUGGUGGUCAGGCUGUGGCGUCUAGCAGCCCAGGACCUGCGAGGCCACCAGCCAAGCCUCGUGGAGGAGCCGAGUGAGGCGAAGCCCCCCCGCCCUGCCCGCGGGCCACAGGCGUCCCCAGGAGAAGCAGAGACGCUCAGGAAAGCAGUCGGGGACCACUUCUGCCUCUGUUACGGGAAGGCGCUGGGGACCACGGCGAUGGUGCCCGUCCCCUAUGAGCAGAUGCUGCGCGACCAGGCGGCUGUGGAGGUGCAGGGCCUCCCAGAGGGGCUYGCCUUUCAGCACCCCGAGAAUUAUGACCUCGCCACCCUCAAGCGCAUCCUGGAGGACAGAGCGGGGAUCUCGUUCGUCAUACACAGACCUUUCCUAGGUCCCGAGAGCCAGCUGGGUGCCCAUGGGACGGUAGCAGACUCUGAGAGAGCAGUACUGUCACCAAAGGAAAGCUGUGGUGCCAUCAGCGUGAAAACCGAACCCAUGGACGAUUCUGGGAUUUCCCUGAAGACAGAAGCUGUGUCCGUCAAGAAGGAGUCGGAGGACCCCUGCUACUGCCAGCACCGAGUGCCAGAAGGAGACUGUUCUUCCACAAGCAAUGAAGAAAUGGAAACGGAAUUACCAAUGGAAGAGUCUGCCCARCUGGUCUGUGCAGACACAAAUGAGGACCCCAAAGGCCACGUGAAGGUCGAAGGAAACACAAAUUCAUUCAGUAUUACAAAUUCUGCAGCUGGUGUUGAAGAUCUUAAGAUUGUACAGGUGGCAAUUCCAGAUARCGAGAAAGAAAAAUUAUCAAACAUUGAAAAGACUAAACAGCUACGAGAACAAGUCAAUGACCUCUUUAGCCGAAAAUUUGGUGAAGCGAUUGGYGUGGACUUCCCUGUGAAAGUUCCCUACAGGAAAAUCACCUUCAACCCGGGCUGCGUGGUGAUCGACGGCAUGCCCCCGGGUGUGGUGUUCAAAGCCCCCGGCUACCUGGAGAUCACCUCCAUGAGAAGGAUCCUGGAGGCUGCAGACUUCAUCAAAUUCACAGUCAUUAGACCGCUUCCAGGCCUCGAGCUCAGCAAUGUGGGAAAGCGGAAGAUCGACCAGGAGGGCCGCGUGUUCCAGGAGAAGUGGGAGCGCGCCUACUUCUUUGUGGAGGAGCAGAGCAUCCCCACGUGCCUCAUCUGUAAGCAGAGCAUGUCGGUGUCCAAGGAGUACAACCUGCGGCGACACUACCAGACCAACCACAGCAAGCACUACGACCAGUACACGGAGCACAUGCGUGACCAAAAGCUCCGCGAGCUCAAGAGGGGGCUGCGCAGAUACCUCCUGGGCUCCCCCGAGGCCGGCGCCACUGAGCAGAAGCAGGUGCUGCCCAGCGCAGGGCGCCUCGACAGUGCGACCGAGCAGCCUGCUGAGGACGUGGCCGGCAGCUUGUGGGAGAAGCUGCGUGAGAAGCUGCGCUCGUUCGUGGCCUACUCCCUGGCCAUCGACGAGAUCACGGACAUCAACAACACCACRCAGCUGGCCAUCUUCAUCCGCGGGGUGGAUGCGGGCUUUGACGUGUCGGAGGAGCUCCUGGAUACGGUGCCCUUGACGGGUACCAAGUCCGCCAAUGAGAUCUUCUCACGCGUGGAGAAGAGUCUCAAGAAGUUCAACAUUGACUGGUCGAAACUAGUGAGCGUGGCCUCCACGGGCACCCCCGCCAUGGUGGAUGCCAACAGCGGCCUCGUCACCAAACUGAAAUCCAAGGUGGCCACGCUGUGCAAGGGCUCGGAUCUGAAAUCAAUCCGCUGCAUCAUCCACCCGGAGUCCGUCUGUGCCCAAAAGCUAAAGAUGGACCACGUCAUGGACGUGGUGGUGGACUCGGUGAACUGGGUCUGCUCCCGGGGGCUGAACCAUGGCGAGUUCACUACGCUGCUCUACGAGCUGGACAGCCAGUACGGCAGCCUCCUCUACCACACCGGCAUUAAGUGGCUCAGCCGCGGGCUGGUGCUCAAGAGGUUCUUUGAGUCUCUGGAGGAAAUCGACUCUUUCAUGUCCUCCCGAGGGAAGCCGGUGCCCCAGCUGAGCUCCAAAGACUGGAUCCGGGACCUGGCCUUCCUGGUGGACGUGACCAUGCACCUGAACACCCUGAAUGUCUCCCUCCAGGGCCAUUCGCAAGUCGUCACGCAGAUGUACGAUCUACUGCGCGCCUUCCUGGCCAAGCUGUGCCUCUGGGAAACGCACCUGGCCAGGAACAACCUGGCCCACUUCCCCACACUGAAGUCGGUGGCCAGACACCAAGGCGACGGCCUCAACUACGUCCCCAGGAUCGCGGAGCUGAAGACGGAGUUCCAGAAACGACUGUCCGACUUCGAGUGCUACGAGAGCGAGCUGAGGCUCUUCAGCGCCCCGUUCUCCACCGGGAUUGAGAGCGUGCGCGAGGAGCUGCAGCUGGAGGUGAUCGACCUGCAGUGCAACUCGGCGCUGAAGGCCAAGUACGACGAGGUGGGCGUCCCCGAAUUCUACAGGCACCUCUGGAGCACCUACCCCAGGUACCGCAGCCACUGCGCCAGGGUCCUCUCCAUGUUCGGCAGCACCUAUGUCUGCGAGCAGCUCUUCUCCAUCAUGAAGCUGAGCAAGACCAAGCACUGCUCCCAGCUGAAGGGCUCGCAGUGGGACCCCGUGCUCCACGUGGCUUCCUGACGAAGGGACAGCUGCUGGCCAGGCCCCACAGCAGGAAGCUUAGGAUGUCCCUGGCCACGGACUGGAAGACGAGGAUAUGAACUAUUAAGCAUUUUGAUUAUUCCAGGUUUUUUUCUUUUCCACUUUGAAAUGGAAGUGUAAUUUGCAGCAUCAUACCUGUUUGUACGGCAUUUUAUGCUUCCCUGUAGUUGAGUAAAAGCCAACCAAGUUUUA
This is a messenger RNA of Urocitellus parryii (Arctic ground squirrel), 3993 nucleotides long. NCBI's taxonomy places the organism in Eukaryota, Metazoa, Chordata, Mammalia, Rodentia, Sciuridae. The record is from RefSeq and is a predicted model, not a curated record.